AUGACUUCAAGUGAUGACUGCAGUGCUUUUACAAACAUCACUGAGGACAAAGUUGCUCGGUGGCUUUUUACUCCAGCAGACACCAUCAUUAUUACCGUCAUCAUACCGAUCAUCAUGGCUCUUGGGUUCAUCAACAACUCUACUUUUCUAUUUGUAAUUUUACGUUCUCCAAAAAUGAGAUCUGAAACUAUUAGGUACUUGACACAUUUGGCAGUCGCUGAUCUUCUGUACCUGUUUAUGGGUGCCGGAUCCAAGCUCGGAAAGUACAAAACAGCGCCAGUUAUUGGAGGCACUUUUCUUAAGAACUCAGCAGAAUGCAUCUGCUUUUUUUUAGUUAUUAAUACUUGCUAUUUUGCAUCGAUUGCUUUUGUUACCAUGGUUUCGUUCGAGAGAUACAUUGCCCUGUGCCAUCCCAUCAAACAUCUGAAAAUACGUGGACGGCGUCGAACGAACAAAACAGUGGCGAUCUGCUGGCUGGUUGGGUUAAUUUUUUCAGGAUUAACAUUACCUGGCUCAGCUAAACAUGUUAUUAAAUGUCUUCAAUGGCCCGAUGAUGACAAGUACCAUGGGUUCCCAUCCACUGUGGCGUCUUGUGGUGCCAUACAACCAUGGGUUAUCUACUUCACUAAACCAUUGUUAAAUAUUCCUUGGCUAAUUGCGCUGGUUGCCAACAUUUACAUGUUUGUUAAAAUCAUACAGACAUUACACAAGCGCAGGAGUGCCUUAGGUAAGACACAAAGAUACAACGAAGCAGUGCAUACUCGAAACCAAGUAGCCAAGAUGCUGAUUGUCAAUGGAGUAGUAUUCUUCAUCUGCCAGACACCAUACCGCGUGAUAAGUCUGACUGAAUGGGUUAGUCUUUUAGCAAAGAUUCAGGAUCCUUUACACGCAAGUCUUGGGCUUGCAAAGUUAUGGGUUUCUUUAAUUCCUCAGUAUGUCAACACCAUUGUCAACCCUUUGAUCUACGGUGUGAUGAGUUCACAAUACCGUUCAGCUUUAAUAGUUGCCUUUCAGUGCAAGAGAAGAUCCAGAAAUAAGGAAGUUUCUGCAACCAUUUCUUCAAAUGUUUUCAACGCACUCCAGAUGCAAUCGUUCGACACAUUUAACGACAGUAUGAAGAUGGAAAGCAGAGUGUGA
Molecule: messenger RNA, 1137 nt
Organism: Asterias rubens (European starfish)
Lineage: Eukaryota; Metazoa; Echinodermata; Asteroidea; Forcipulatida; Asteriidae
Product: neuromedin-U receptor 2-like
Exons: 1
Coding region: 1-1137 (378 amino acids)
Biological process (GO): G protein-coupled receptor signaling pathway
Cellular component (GO): plasma membrane
Molecular function (GO): G protein-coupled receptor activity
Source: RefSeq, a predicted model, not a curated record